UGUUUCCCUCCCAUGACGUAUUUGCAUGUCCUUUUCUUCUCAGAUCCGCACGGAAAACACGGCAUUGUGUUCGGGAUGAAAAGCGCUUCUUCUGGGACAAAACUGUCCCGUGAAUGACCAGGGUACUCGGAGGGUCGGAACUGCUCGUUUACAGUUGUUCUCCGUGUGGGGCCUCGUUCCUCCGCCGCAAAUAGGGCACAGGAGUACAAGGGGGCUUCAGUUAGUGUGUGAAAGCUCGUGACACAAUUACACAGAGCGCGCCACUGUCAACUUUGCCAUUUCGGUCGCACUGAGCUGACGUGCACAGCUAGCGUCUUUGACAGGAAGCUGGACGACCUGAGUUCGUGCUUUACCGACAGCACACUUCCUGACUUUUUUUUUUUAUUUGCAUGGUGCCGCGCCAGUUGCAAACGACAUUUCCGGUAACCAGAUUUCAGUUUCUGAACUUGGGAGUGAGGACGCUUCGUCGAGACCUUGGAGGAUUAGCGGGGUGGAAACCUUUCUGCAGAACUAUUGAACCGCUGCACACAUCACUAGCUUGAAUUGGUCAUCAGCCACUGAUUUGCGUACACACCGGACAUCUCACCAGCGCGAAAGGAUCUCUUUUCUCUCCGCAUCUCGAGUGAGCCGACCGCCCUAUUACCGAGCCACUCGACUUGUCACACGGGGAGCUGAUUUUCAUAAUCGAGGCAAGAAGUCGACCACACCAGCUGCUGUCGGUUACGGAGUUCUUUCGGAAGCAGCCGAGCGGAAUUGAGCGGCUUCAGAGAAAUUUAUUCCCCCCUCCAUCCAUCAAAGCACCGGCGGGUACCAGUUGUUUGUACGGUGCCGUGCGGCGGAGCAGGGCGGCCAUUCACGGGCAGAGAUCAAGCUUUGACUGCACGGGGAUCCCUUAAUCCGCUUAUCACGGCCCAGUCAUCGAUACAUAGAACGUAGUUAUCUGUCUCGCGGUGGACACGGACCUGUCAUAUCACAGAGAAACCACUGUACGGUUUGCGGACGACUGUUGGUAGAAUUUCCUCCACCGACUAGCCAGAAACAAGCGAACGUCUGUAUUUGUGUUGCAAGCAUCAGAUUUUCGAGUUAGGUGGGAGCUGUGCGUCUUACAGGAACGCUUCCAAACUUUAGCGACAGCGACAUCGUUGUGAGGCGAGGGUCUUUAUCAAACCAGACCACCUACAGGACCGUCGGAGGUUCCACGCGUCCGCUGACGUCUCUGUUCCCGCCAACAUCCGCGGGUCGUUCCAGAAACAGGACUGAGUCGUGAGUGCAGUGGCAGAAAAAUGGUGGCUUGCUGACUCUUGUAGUUGGCAACAAAUCGUCGUCUCUACAGACUGAUCUCUUGUCAAGUCCUGUCCACCAGAUUAAAGCCAGCCACGUGGACCGACAAAAGCUGUCCGAUGCGGCUGGACAUGUCUGACUCUAGCCCCUUGCUGAUGGAACUCCACCCCCCUCCCCACCCCUCCCAGCGGCUCUCCCCCGGGGCCACCCCCGGGAGUAACCCGUCCCCCUCCCCUAGCCACUCCCCCGCCUGCCCCUCCCCACGCUCGAGCGAGGUGGAAACCGACUCUCUGCUGUCGUUUAUGGACACAGCAUGUAACAGCAUCAAGCUGGCGCUGGACAGGCCGUCAAGGUCACGACGGAAGGUCAACCACAGGAAGUACUUGCAGAAGCAGAUCAAGCGGUGUACACAGAAACUGUCUCCCGGUGAUGGGGAAAACGAUGACAAGGACGACAACGCUUCCGACAAGGAAGCCGCCACAGCGAACAAGCCCGUGUCUCGCCGGGACUCACACAUCGGUGUACAGAGUAAGUCUCUAGCAGCUUUAUUCGACCCGAACACCCUGAAGAGACCGGUGAACCCGGCUCCGACCCGGGGAAGGACGCGCGUGCCUCUGCGGAAGAGGAACCUUCCUCCAUCUUUCUUCACGGAGCCAGGUAACCAAUCAGGACACCGCGGUUCCCUCCAGACAUGCGCAGUGGCCGGGUCGUGGCCGUUGGACGGGUAUCGCCAUCCUGCGGCGGGAGUUUCCGAUUCUCUGGACAUCUUCAAUCCGGACAUUGCCGAUCUCAUCACGAACUGGCAAGACGAGUCCGGACAUAUUUCCGACCCGUCCAUGCCGGCCAUGCCAGGAAAUUCCACCAUGGGAAUGGCUGGGUCUGGGGAUCACGCCCCCAUCAUGCUACACAUGCCGUCUCAACCUUACGGAACCAACUUCAAUAUGAACUUCCCAGCUCAGUCGCAGAGCAACCAGGGUCUUCUGACAACUGCCCCGCAAAGUUGGAUGCCGAGCACCCCUAGCUACCCCUCUACGCCUUCAUCGAACUAUACUGCAAGUCGGGAAGACUAUUCACGGGUCGGCUACCAGGCGUCAAGUUCAGCUGGGCUGUCAAGUUCACUCUACGCGCCUCAAGUUCAUCAAAUGCCCAACGGUUUGCCGGACUUUCCACAGGCGUUCGGACAUGGUCAGGCAGCCAUUGGCCAACAGUGGCCCAACUCCUUGUGCUACACGUAUCUUUAGAAUGAGUACAAAGUACAGAAUGUUCAUUCAUGACUUUACAGCCGCCAUGCAUUUUGCUGCAUAACUUGAUUAAGAAUCGAAGCGCACAGGAUGUUUCUUGUACCUCUGUUAUUUGACGAUGUUACUUUGCAAUGCACACAUAUGUAGCUCUAACUUAGAUCCUAGACAUCUACGAACUAUUUUCAGUUCCAUUUACCCAAGUGGACAAUGAAUAUGCAUGCUGUCAUGCCAGUGUACAGCCAUUGUACACAUUGAACAAAAGAAAAGGUAUGUGACACUGAUGGAUUUGUGUUUACAUUUGGAAAUUUUUUAACGCCCUCAAGCGCUUUUGAGGAAGUCUAAGUUUGUUCAGUUAAUAGAAUAGACUCGUUCAAGUGUUCAUGAAGAAUGGUUAGAUUCGAAAUGAUAUGAUUACGUUGAUAGUGGAGUUUCCUUUACCUUGCUGCUAGAACCAAUACUUGUACACUGUGAUGCAUAGUUUAGAACCGUCCAGUUCCGAAAAAUUACAUUCAUUAGGAAGCACUGUCGGAUGAAAUUGUGUCAGAUAUCGUGUCAAAU
Branchiostoma belcheri (Belcher's lancelet) is the source of this 3080-nucleotide messenger RNA. Its product is annotated as protein FAM181B-like. NCBI's taxonomy places the organism in Eukaryota, Metazoa, Chordata, Leptocardii, Amphioxiformes, Branchiostomatidae. The record is from RefSeq and is a predicted model, not a curated record. The transcript has 3 exons. Bases 1401 to 2522 code for a protein of 373 amino acids.